Molecule: messenger RNA, 1419 nt
Organism: Centruroides sculpturatus (bark scorpion)
Lineage: Eukaryota; Metazoa; Arthropoda; Arachnida; Scorpiones; Buthidae
Exons: 4
Coding region: 1-1113 (370 amino acids)
Source: RefSeq, a predicted model, not a curated record
AUGAAAAAUAUUAAAGACGUGACGCAAGAUAAAAACAAAGAGAUGUAUAUUAAUGAUGAGGAGAGAGAGGAAGGCAGAAAUUACGAAGAACAUACAAUCAAGUUAGACAAUGAUAAUAUAGAAAUUAUUUCAGAUAUAAACGAGAAUAAUGGAUUAAAGCGGAAUGAAGAUAAAUCAAAUUUAGAUUCAAAUGUUGUUGUUGUACAUGUAAAUAAAUGUUUACGAUGCGGAUUAUUAGAAGAAAAAAAUCCGAAAAAAACUUCAACAAAUUUCGAAACCGAUUCUACUGAAAAGCUUGGAAUAACAAGUAUAGAAGAAUUAGAUUUUAGACAAUUAAUUAAGGAGUUAAAUUUAAAUAAUACCAAGUCAUUAUCAUCUGCUAAAGUAAUUAUUAUCAACAACGGCUCUGCCAAAAUUCAAAAAAUAAAACUCGAACAGGGCACAGGAGAUGAAAUCAAAACUAAAGAUUGUAGCGGAAUUAUAAUUUCAUCAAAACAUUUUGAUAAAAAUGACGAUUCUGAUUUUACUUGUACUGAAAAUAAAAGUUCUUUAAUUAGUCUUGCUUCAUGGACUGAUUCUCAGAACGAAUCAGAAAGUGAUUCUAUAAUUUUAGAAGAAUGGGAAAGAGAUUCAUCUGAGUUAUCUGAUCGAAAUGACGAUUUGGAUGAUAUGUGUGGAAUAAGACUCUUUGGUUCUUUAGGAGACUGCGGAAAGAUUCAUCCAGGAUCCAAAUCAGAACAAGAUAUCAAACCUAUGUUGAAUGCGGCACUUGGAAAUUCUAAAGAAUCUAAAAAUAGAAACGUGAAAUCCGAUAUUGUAUGCAGUAUAAAAUCCAAAGAAAUUCAAAAUAGCGAAGAAAACGAGUCAAGCGGAUUUUCUUCACACAACUUCUCAUCUAAAAUAGAAUUAUGUUCUCAAAAAGAAAUAAAAGCAAUAGAAUCACAAAACAUUAAUAAUAAAUUGAAAUUCGUUUAUAGAGAAAUGUAUCGACUUAUGAAAGAAUUGAAAAAGAAGGACGAGGAAUUAGCCAACGUAAACGAAGAACUUCGAAAAUUUAAAAUGAACGAGAAAAAAGUUACAACUUCUGAUCAUUCCGAAUAUCACAAAAUGUGAAUUCCACAAACAGUUUCUGUUUAUGCAUGUGUUAUCUAUUAUACAAGUCAUUUUCUAUUUUUGGACAUAAACGUUUAAAUUUUUCAUACAUGAAUUGAAAAGUGAAUCGUGAAAUUUAGAAUUAUACGUAAUAUAGAAAUUAUAUAUGAUUUAGAAAAUCAUGAAUAAAAUCAAAAAUUUUAAAGACUUUUUGAGAUUUGCAUGAUGCUGCGAACACAUUUCGCCAUCUAUGAGGAAUCUAUAUUACUAAUCUUUGUAUUUUCUAUCGUAUUUAUAACUUUGUUUAAAAUUUAAAAUAUAUAAAAU